AAUUCGGAAUCACGUUAUAAAAUGAAAGAAAAAAAGAUAGAAGAAAAAUCUGAAAAUUUAUUUAAAAAACAUUCACAUUUAAAAUCAAAUAAACCUAAGAAUGAUUAUUCAUUUAAAAAGUCUGAAAAAAUAUCGAAGAACCAUCGCAAAUCUGGAAAUCCUACAGAAACAAAAUCGAAUCCUAAAAAUGAUAAAGAAUCAUAUAAAACAAAAGUUAAAUCCAAAAAUUGGUCCAUGUCACCACAAAUGAGCCAUUUAGAAGAUACUGAUACGGACAAUAAGGGUUUGAAAAAAUAUAAACAUGAAGGCUUAUCACUUACUAGAAAUAAAGAAUCUAAUAGAGAAAGUUGGGGUAGGCAUGGUUAUGAAAAUCAGAAUGAAAAUGCUACCAGAGUUGAUAUUGAAAAAUCAGAAGAUAAUAAAGAUAUUGAUAAACCAAAAGAAGAGCCUAAUUUUGGAUUAUCAGGUAAACUAGUUGAAGAAACUAACAAAUACAAAGGAGUAAUUAUCAAAUACAAUGAACCACCUGAAGCAAGAAUAUCUAAAAUAAAAUGGCGCCUAUAUCCCUUCAAAUCAGGUGAAGCUCUUUCUCCUAUAUUAUAUCUCCAUAGACAAAGUGCUUAUCUAUUUGGUAGAGAUAGAAAGAUAUGUGAAAUUCCUGUAGAUCACCCCUCAUGUUCUAAACAACAUGCUGUCCUUCAAUUUAGAGCCAUAUACCCCAAAGAAACUGAUAUUGUUCCAUCAGAUUUAUUAGAGGAUCAGGAUUUAGAAGAUGGUAAAAAAAGGCGAAUCCAGGUCAAACCCUACAUAAUCGAUCUAGGCUCUGCUAACGGUACUUUCCUGAACAAUAAACCCAUUGAGGCCAGUCGAUAUUACGAGUUGAUGGAAGGCGACGUCCUCAAGUUUGGGUUUAGUACUAGAGAGUACGUUUUACUACAUGAGACCUCUUCUGCCGUUGGUGAUGAAGAUUCAAUAAAAUCCCCCCAUGAACAUGAUGGACAAGAAGAAAAUCCAAUUGAUCAAAUGCAUGAGUGAGGGUCUUUAUAAUAAACACCUUAUUUAUUUUAAAUAUGGUUCAGAUAUAACUAUCUUGUUUUGGGACAUCAUUUUAUUUAUUAUUUUAAUGUAAUUUAAUGAUAUUAUACAUUAUUUCAUGUCUAAAUAACAAUCAAAAUAAAGAAAGAAAUUUAUUGUACAUUACAUGUAAAAUUUUGUAUUUAUAUUUUAUAUAAUGCAUACGAAAAUGAAUGAUAAAUUAUUA
Gordionus sp. m RMFG-2023 is the source of this 1261-nucleotide messenger RNA. RefSeq names its product smad nuclear-interacting protein 1-like. The record is from RefSeq and is a predicted model, not a curated record. Gene Ontology annotation, molecular function: mRNA binding; protein binding. Gene Ontology annotation, biological process: miRNA processing. The transcript is spliced from 3 exons. NCBI's taxonomy places the organism in Eukaryota, Metazoa, Nematomorpha, Gordioida, Chordodea, Parachordodidae. Gene Ontology annotation, cellular component: nucleus. Bases 22 to 1035 code for a protein of 337 amino acids.